GUACUCUGUGUUAAGUUCUUUCUGUUGAAUAUCCUUUGCUUGCACUGGACUUUUCUUUAUGUUGAUUUUUUGCUUCAUUUUUUUUUUCAUUUCCCAUGCUGUUCAGUUACUGGACGCCAGAAGAACGAAGCACCUGCAGUUGACCAUCCAGGCCCUUCAGGAUGAACUGCGGACCCAGAGAGACCUCAACCACCUCCUGCAGCAAGAGAGUGGCAACCGAGGAGCAGAGCAUUUCACCAUCGAGCUGACGGAGGAGAACUUCCGCAGGCUCCAAGCCGAACACGACAGGCAGGCCAAGGAGCUGUUCCUUCUGCGGAAGACAUUGGAAGAAAUGGAGCUAAGGAUUGAAACACAGAAACAGACUCUCAAUGCCCGCGACGAGUCCAUUAAAAAGCUCCUGGAGAUGCUGCAGAGUAAGGGCUUGCCAUCGAAAAGCCUAGAGGACGACAACGAGCGCACACGGCGGAUGGCCGAGGCUGAGUCUCAGGUCAGCCACUUGGAAGUGAUUUUAGACCAGAAGGAGAAGGAAAACAUCCACCUUCAGACGAGACAGGUGCUAGGCCGAUGCCUCCGUUACAGCCUUGUGAGACAUCCUGAAGCAAAGGACCCAGCUAAGCUGUGCCUGGUCUCUUCCAUUGGGAAAAUACCUAUGAGGUAGUGAACAUAUGCUUUUCGAGUCGAUUAAUUUGGGAUUAACCUGCCGUGCAGCAGUGUGUGGCUAAUACAAUGGAGCAGAAGCCAAACCCUUGUUUCUCUUUUCGAACCUCCAAGCCAGUUUACAGAAGAGCAAUGUAAACCAUGAUUUGCAUAAAGACUGGCUAGGGUUUGAAACGUUAUUCAUGUUAUUUCAGAAUUGUGGUUGCAGAGCAUCUCUAUGGUUAGCAAAAGCUGCUGCCUCAUUUUAAGGCCAAGGUCUGAUGUUAUAUAUGUAGCUAGAGUGGGAUGCCAGAGAAACCACCAGCCGUAGCAUCCCCUGCCCCCAUGGGUUCCUGUGGUCAGGGAGGAGCCUCUGUCCUCCCGCUUUAGAUUCUGCUUCUAAGUAGCACUUAAUAGACGGCGCCUUGCUUUGUCUGUGUGCCCAGUUCCAUGUGGAAGAAGAGAAAUGCAGUCCGUGCCUUAGUUGAUUGGUUCUCACAGAAGAAGCGGAGCGUGGCUAGAGUCUUGAUGUCAGUUUGAGAGUUUCAGAAAGUGCAGCCUGCACAUGAGCUAGUUUCGGUGGUCAUCAGACCAGUCAGUGGACGGCCCCAAGAGAAGGGGCAGAUUGUAGAAGAUUGUGGUAGUCUGCGAGGCCCUUUGUUAAAGUUUUAGGAAUUCGGGGAGGCUGCUGUUGAGCCAUUGAUAACCUGAAAGUGGUCACGGUUAGAAUAUUUUUACACGUUAGAAACUGACAAAUGCCACUUUUAAGUUACACAAGACUCCGAUGCCUCUCUUCCAAGUAGACUCUGUUGCCUCCUCAGUUUUCCUACGUUGAUGGAGCAGGCUGAUCUGUGAAGAGGUGGGUGUGGAAGUCCGCUGAGCGAACCUCCAGCCAACAUAUGGUGAGGCCCAGCAGGACUCAUUCCACUCCUAAGGCUCACUCCUGAAGUCUGUCUACCUGCACAGUGCU
Rattus norvegicus (Norway rat) is the source of this 1606-nucleotide messenger RNA. The record is from RefSeq and is a predicted model, not a curated record. Lineage: Eukaryota; Metazoa; Chordata; Mammalia; Rodentia; Muridae.